UAGAAAUGAAGACUUGUUUUGGCAAUACUGUCAUUUUUCUUUGGGUUAUGGCAAUCACUUUUUUCCCUUUGGCUUGUGGCAAAGGUUGCAGUGAAGAGCAAAACAAAGCUCUCUUGGAGAUCAGAAACUCCACUAAUGGUAUAGCCUUUGCAGACUGGAACGGAAGGAAUUGUUGUGAAGCUUUUCAAGUUUUGUGUUACGGUAGAAAUGGGGGAGUUAACCGUAUCACUUUGGACAACGUCACAUCAAGUACAUGAUAUCCAAAUGUAACCUGGUUCACAUUAUUUGAGGAACUGGAAAGACUGGAUCUUAGAGACAUGCAAAUUGGAGGGGGCCUUCAACCUUUUUGCGAAUUGAAGCGACUAAAAUAUCUGACAGAACUGUUUCUUGAGAGUAAUGAAUUGGAAGGCGUUUUUCCCUCUUGUCUUGGGAUGAUUCAAAAUCUUCAAAGACUUUUUCUAUUGAAUAAUCGCCUUCAUGGUAAUCUACCUCCAUCAAUAUUCUCAAAACAAAGCAAGAUUGAGUGGUUUGAUGUUUCGUAUAAUCAAUUAGAUGGGGUUUUAUCAUUUUCCAUUUUUGCCAAUGCUUCAAGUCUCAAAGACCUUGAUCUUUCUGGAAACUACGAUUUGGAAGUUGAAACCGAGUCUCCCUCAUGGGUCCCAACAUUUCAACUAGGAAGUCUGGGCUUGGAGAGCUGCAACAUCAACAAGAAGAAUGGUCACGUUUUCCCAAGUUUUAUCUCCUCCCAAUCUUCCUUGGCUCAGCUGGCGUUGUCUAACACCGCAAUAGAGGGAAGCAUACCUUGUGAGUUGUUUUUCAACACAAGCAUAGGACAUCUAUUCUUGGGAAGCAACAAAAUUGAUGGCUUUUUUCUUGAUUGCUUUGCUAAUCGAACUUCAUCACUUGAGGUUUUUGACAUAUCUGAUAAUCGCGUCAAAGGUUGUCUUCCGGAAUAUGUUGGACAUGUUCUUCCACACUUGCGUCAAGUUAACAUGUCCUCAAAUGCAUUAGAAGGCAAAAUCCCUUGGUCAUUUGGUAAUUUGACUCUUGAAGUAUUAGAUCUUUCUUAUAACAUGUUCUCAGGUACAUUGCCACAAAGUUUGACUAGAAAUGGCACCAACCUAGAAUAUCUAGAUCUAUCAAACAAUAAAUUGCAAGGAGAAAUGCUCCCAAGGAACUCCAACAUGACAUGGUUGGAGUGUUUACUACUUGGCAACAAUCACUUUGAAGGAGUCAUCGCACCCACAAUAUCAAACAGUCCCAUUUUGUUAAUCUUAGAUGUUCAAAACAAUCACUUGUCUGGUAAUAUUCCAAAGUGGUUGUAUGAUCAUCCCAGUUUGUCUAUAGUUAUUUUUAAUGGAAAUCGCUUUGAAGGUCACCUACUCCGAGGAAUCUGUCAAAUGAAAUAUUUGCAAGUUUUUGAUAUCUCUGAUAAUCAUGUUUCAGGCCAAAUUCCCUCUUGCCUCAAUAACAUUACAUUCUGGACGAAGACUUAUCCAGUGAGAAAGUUUCAAAAUUCCAUGUUUCCAUUUCUAGUUCAAAAUUCAUUUGAAAUUGCAGUGUCUUGGCGAAUAAAAAAUAUAGUAUAUAAUUUCAAGGGGGCACCAUUGUGGUUGAUGACCGGAAUUGACAUGUCGUCCAACCAAUUGACAGGUUGCAUUCCUUCUGAAAUGGGAGAGUUGUCAUUGCUUCGAUUCUUGAACUUGUCAAAUAAUUUUCUAACAGGACCCAUUCCAAAUUCUUUCCGGAACUUGAAAAAUGUGGAGAGCUUGGAUCUUUCUCACAACAAGUUAAGUCAGAAAAUCCCUUAUGAAUUGGUUGGACUCACUUCUCUAUCUACGUUUAGUGUUGCAUAUAACAAUCUUUCAGGAAGAAUCCCAUUUGAGAGGCAGUUCUCAACUUUCAAGAUGCAAUGCUAUGAUGGCAAUCCGAAUCUUUGUGGAGAUCCUCUGCCGAGAAAAUGCUCAAUCACAAACGGGCUUGAGCCUGAACAUAAGAGCCAAAGUAAGGACAAAGAAGAAGGGACUAGUAUAAUUGAUAGCCCUUUAUUCUUUUAUGCAUUUGUUUUUGUCUCUUAUGCAUUUGGAUUUUGGGUUUUCUUUGGGAUCCUAAUCAUUAAGAAGAGUUGGAGGCAUAACUAUUUUAGAGUUGUGGACAAAUUUAUUGAGUCUUGUUUUGAAAUGCUUUCCAAGUAUUGGUGAUUCACAACCAACUUUGUAGUGGAAGCAGAAAAUAUAUCUGAACUUCAAAGUAAUGCUUAUCUUUAAUAAAGAUGUUGUACUUCUAAAUGCUUCUAGCUCACACUCAGAAGUAAAAGUUGUGUACAAGUUGUUUUGGGUUCUAGGAUUUUAUUAUAGAUUAUGAAAUUUAUUGUUCCCUUUGUGCUAUUUACUAUGUUGUUAAAUGAUAUGGCUCCUGAA
Molecule: messenger RNA, 2420 nt
Organism: Alnus glutinosa
Lineage: Eukaryota; Viridiplantae; Streptophyta; Magnoliopsida; Fagales; Betulaceae
Product: receptor-like protein 56
Exons: 2
Coding region: 318-2201 (627 amino acids)
Molecular function (GO): protein binding
Source: RefSeq, a predicted model, not a curated record